AUGAUAGGAACAACACGGUGGCUGGCUACAGUUCGAAAAACGUUUCCGCCGCGGCAAAUUACUCCCCCGAGGAUGAUACUGCGGAGACGUUGCAGCAGCUCUUCACGGAGCAAACAGCUAUGUUUGAGAACAUGCUGCGAGAAAAAAACAACCAGCAACACGAAACAUUGCAGGAUGGCGGUGGUGGCGCGAACAACCAGAAAGGAGGCUCUACUCAGACCGAGGUAA
Messenger RNA from Amoebophrya sp. A120, 228 nucleotides. Lineage: Eukaryota; Dinophyceae; Syndiniales; Amoebophryaceae. The record is from the annotation of a GenBank genome assembly.